This is a messenger RNA of [Torrubiella] hemipterigena, 3279 nucleotides long. Lineage: Eukaryota; Fungi; Ascomycota; Sordariomycetes; Hypocreales; Clavicipitaceae. The record is from the annotation of a GenBank genome assembly.
UACAUAAAAGGACAGUCAUUUCCUGUUGCUUAAUUAAGUGAAGCGAGUAUCAGAAACUGCCGAAAGCUUAUAGCUCAACUCUAUUGCCGUAUAUAAUUGUCAGAAUAUUAUUACCAUGACUGACAGCGAACGCAAGCGCCGCCCCGCGGGCAACCCCAUGGACGGCACUCCACAGCCCAUUCUCGAUUUCCUCGACAAGCUCCACGAGCUAUCUCUCGAGCAGGAGCGAAAGUGGACUCGGGAUGACUUUGAUGGCAAGACCGAGGCUGAGAAGACGGCCUUUGUAGCCGACAAGUUUGUGGCUCUGGAGAAGGAUAAGGCUCACUUCGUCUACUCAAUGGCUCGGGCCAUUGAUGCACGAACUAUUGUUGAGGCCGGCACAUCUUAUGGUGUCAGCACCAUUUACCUUGCACUUGCAACCGCUGCAAAUGCUGCGUCCGGACAGGGUAAAGGCGCUACUGUGAUUGCUACAGAGCAUGAGCCGGCCAAGGCAGCCAAGGCCCGCGAGUACUGGGCUGAGUGCGGCGACGAGGUGAGCUCUGUUAUUGAUUUACGAGAGGGCGACUUGCGCGAGACAUUGAAGGAGAACAUGGAAGACGUCGAUAUGCUUCUUCUUGAUAUAUGGACACCUAUGGUGAUGCCCACGCUUCGCCUGGUGCAGCCCAAGUUGCGCCGCGGUGCCGUCAUCAUUGCAGAUAAUACAACUGUGGCCGAGGGCUAUGAUGACUUCAUUGCGUACAUGCGCGAUCCCCAGAACGGAUUUGUCAACAUUACCGUUCCUUACUCGAAUGGAUUGGAGAUGAGCAUCUAUCAGCCCAAGAAUUGAGUCUACGCCUGAAACAAGGUAGAAGUCAGAAAUAUAUACACUCCUUUUUAUUUAAAAGUUUUAUAAAACAGGGAAAGAAAUAUGCUUUAGCAUGUGGUAUCUCGAACAUUGAAAAGAAAAUUAUGUGCCAAUGCAAGUCAUUACUCGCGGCACCCAAGAUAUACACCAUAUUAAUCCGAUCUCAUCAGAGGCAUUACAGUCGUUCCAUCCGGCAGCUUCAUCUUGCCAUCAUAAAUCCAAUCUUCCUCAAUGGCUCCGCGUCGGAAGUGGGCUGUGAGGUGCUGAGCACGCUCAUCCCACGUUGUCAUUUUCACCUGGCAAAAGCCGCAUUGGCUGUGAAUCACUUCAUGUCGGUGUUGUAGAAUGCUUAGAUCUGGCUGCCAGCCUGGCCAUUUCUUGCAGUGGUGGAACUUCAUCAGGUGUUGCCAAACGUGGUCUUUUCUAGCAAACGUGCGCUCGCCAUCUGAUCGUUCCGCGCAAGAGUUCCAUUCGUGUGAUUGAAUAUGUUCGUGGGUUGGAUUAGCGUCGCCGCAAAAUAUACAUUCCGGCGAAGUCUGUCCAGGUCGCCAGAGCAAAAAUGAUUGGUUUGGGCUCAAAGGAAUCCCACAGACAUAUGUAUCAAGUCCUGGCACAUGCACAGAACGCUCGUGGCGAACCCAGUCGUAGCGUUUGCGGAAGCGCUGCCAACAAAAGGUACACCGAAAUACAACUGGACCUGUAAAGUCGGAUUUUGUACGUGCAUUGGCCAUUUCUGGAGCGCCUUCAUCAAAGGAUCCAGGGUUGGAAAGGUUAAAAUGCAUUUCGGAGGACUGCUGGGAAUGUGCGGAUGAGCCGGAUAUGGACGUCCUCUCGUUUUGACUUUGCCCUGGAUAGCCUGGGUACAUGAAGCCAUCAUCACUAAGAGACGAUACGGAGCCAUCUCUUGGUGCAAAUUUGCCUCCUAUUUCCUCCGUAUUUACAUGCGGUGAGGUGCUAGCCCGGGCCGCAGACUGGAUCGCUGUGGCGCUGGUCGGUUCGUCGCUGGGUGGUGAGUUGCGCCAGCGGUCAAUGGGGGACAUAUUUUGAGGGAAUAGAGCUGUGGGCAUUGGCGAUCCUUGGCGGAACACCUGAGCGCUGUUGAAAAGUGACUGCGCGGACAUGCGGUGUCGUCGCCGUGCGUUUGCAAACCAGUUGACUACCUGCGUCUUGGUAAGUCCACAUGCCUCGGCAAGCUCGCUCUUCUCAUCUUCUGACGGAUAGGGGUGAUCUAGGUGACUGGCAAACCAAUUUGACAGCGGUCGUGUCUUUUUGGCAGAUCGUGUGCUGGAUCGUUUGGAAACGACAUUAAUUGGCGCGCUUGGCGCAGCAGCGGACUGGCCCAGCGUCGGCUCUUCGACAAAGGUCCCCAGAUUCGACUCCUCGUUUACGCCAUGAAGAUGCCCAAUGACCGGUUUUGUAGUUUCAAAACUUGAGGCCUGACGCUUUGCUUUCUCCGCCAAGCUGCAGUCCCUGUAUAAAGCAACGCAGCUUGAGCAUGAGGUAACUGGAUUCGGAUUGGCUGAUGUCGUCUGAAGAAUUAAACAUUGCAAUCUCUGCCUUUUGCAUUGCACACAGGGAAAAGGCGGUCUAUAUGCGCCAUUCUUGAUGAAGAAUUCGUCGAUAAUAGCGCCCUUGGAUUCUAGUUGAUUAGGUUGGGUUGGUAGGUUCAAGGCUGUGCUUGGUGUGUGCGGCAUGCCACUGCUACCAGGCUGCGGAAUUGCGCCCAACUGGAAACCGUUUGCAUUGUUUGCUCCUUGGUCAAGAUCAAAUAAAGGGUCAAAGAAGGGGGUGUCCAAAGGAGGCAUGGCGAAGGUGCCAUCCAAAAGGUUGGGAGCAGUAAAAACGUGGUCUAUGAACGAAGUAGCGGCAGCAGCGUCGUGGCUCGGGGAGGUGGUGGAAGCGAGAGACUGGUCCUGGGACUCAUCUUGGUCCAUAUCUAGCGACGAUAGAAACGGUUCAUAGACAGCUGCAUCAACCUCUGGUAAGAAGAGAUUGUUUAGCGUGGGAUCCAUGUUUGUCAGAAGGCGCACAGCACCUUAUGCCGUAUCAUGGAGCUAGGAAGGUUAGAGGCAGCCCCAGGGAGUGCAGCCUGUGGGCAGACCAGGAGGGGGGGAAGGGGGAAUCUAUCGUCCAGGGGUGGCUAAAAGUCGAAUGUACGAGGAACGCGAGGCAGCUGAGCCAGGCCAACGUACGGUCGAGGAAUAGUGGUGAUGCGGCGUGUAGGUGGGGGAGGGUGUGUCUGAGAGAGGGGACAAGUCAGCCCUGGGGAAGCCGGCUGUCCCUGGGUUUGGUGACCGCUUAGGCGAUUGACAGUGGAAGUGCGUCGGAUUGCAGUUGUUGUCUGGAUGGCCGAAACGCCAUGCGAGGAGAUUGCAGAUGGGCGAUGACGCAGAGAGCAGCCCAGCGAAACGAGAGACUGCCUGCGUGUUGUUGGA